AUGAUAUUAGCCAAAUGCCAGUACUAUCUUGACAAAACAGCACCAAAGAAACUUGAAAGGUGGAUAUUCUUCUCUGGCCUGCUGAUGCUAUACUUCAUAAGAAUUCUGUAUAUCCAAACACACUACCUCGUGACCUACGUUCUUUCAAUCUAUUUGCUGCACGGUCUUAUAGGAUUUUGCACACCACAGGAAGAAAGCAUACCGGAUCCGUUCGAUAAUAUUGAUGAGGAGGUGUAUAUCCCACAGACGGUUGAUGACGAGUUCAGGCCGUUUAUGAGACGGUUGCCCGAAUUUGAUUUUUGGUGGUUGAGUGUGCGAUUGGUGCUUAUAUCGUUUUUAACAACGUUUUCAUCUCUAUUUGAUAUUCCGGUGUAUGCACCGAUACUAAUUCUCUAUUUUAUUGUCAUUUCUUUGCUAACAGCCAAGAAUCUUUACCGUCAUAUGAAAAAGUACAAUUAUAAUCCGUUUUAUGUUGCCAAGGAAAGCUACAAGGUAGGAAAUGACUAAAUAAAGUAAAAAGACUAGCAAAUGAAGUAGUUUUGAUUAAAAAUGCGGUGAUAUGACUCUUUACCUGGGUAUGAAGACUAUUGGGAACAAUGCUUGGUAGUGUUAUGUAUGCCUUUCCGCUCAAGUAUUACUUCUAUGUGUGCCAUUAUCUAUUAGUGUGCUGCAUAGCACUCUCUGAUUGCUGAGCAGCUGUUCAAGUAUGUUUAUUUGUUUGCACACCACCUCCACACUAUUCUGCUGAUUUCUG
This is a messenger RNA of Vavraia culicis subsp. floridensis, 754 nucleotides long. RefSeq lists its product as uncharacterized. The transcript has a single exon. Gene Ontology annotation, biological process: protein retention in ER lumen; retrograde vesicle-mediated transport, Golgi to endoplasmic reticulum. Gene Ontology annotation, cellular component: Golgi membrane. The coding region runs from base 1 to 507 and encodes 168 amino acids. NCBI's taxonomy places the organism in Eukaryota, Fungi, Microsporidia, Pleistophoridae. The record is from RefSeq and is a predicted model, not a curated record.